GUAUCACAUGCAAUUAAAAGAUAUGUUAGGCUUGGACAUAAUAUAUCUGAAGGACAAGAUAUAGUAGAAGCUGCCAAAGAGAUUAAAGGAACAUCAAUUGCAAAUAUUGAGCCUGAUCGUAAGCACAAAGAAGAAAAAAAACCUAUAAUUCCUGGAAUUUCAAAUUGGUUUGAAUUCCAAUGGCCAGUUGAAGGAGAGUUUUCUGGUUUCGUUCGUGGUAGAGCUCUUCCAAAUUUUGGAAAAUGGAAUGAUUUCUCUCCUGAAAACAUUCGUAAAUCAAUGAAGGGAGGUGAACAACAUAGGCCAAAUCCUCAAAUUUCCACACAUACUGACUCCCAGGCUCAAUGGAUAACACCAAUGCCAUCAACAGAACCAGGUAUGGGAUUGGAUAAAUUAAAGAAAGAUGAUAUUAAAAAAAUGUUGGAUCAAAGAGGCCUAAAUUAUGAUGAAGAAAAUAAUCGAUCAGAUUUAGUUGCACUUUUAAGAGCAAACAUUGAAUUUGAAACAGAUAAUAAAAUAGAAGAAGAACAAUUUGAUAAUGCUGAAAAACAUAUAGCAACAAGGUAUUUGGGAAAUUUGAUUGUGUUGAAACUCUAA
Messenger RNA from Entrophospora candida, 597 nucleotides. The record is from the annotation of a GenBank genome assembly. NCBI's taxonomy places the organism in Eukaryota, Fungi, Glomeromycota, Glomeromycetes, Entrophosporales, Entrophosporaceae.